UUGAUUUCCAUUGUUGUAGAGGUAGAUUUUUGUCUAGGAGUUACAUGUCAAAACGAAGGCACAUGCGUAGACGGUGUGCUUGAUUACAUAUGUACCUGUCCGAGCUCGCAUACUGGAGACCAUUGCGAAAUAGAUAUAGAUUUUUGUGAAGGUGUGAUAUGUCACAAUAAAGGAGUAUGUGUCGAUGGAUUGUUUGUGUACACUUGCAAGUGUCCUUUUUCGCAUACAGGGGACCACUGUGAAACAGAUAUCGAUUUCUGUGAUGGUGUUAUAUGUGAAAACAACGGAUCAUGUGUUGAUGGUGUGUUAAACUACACUUGCACCUGUCCAGUUUCCCACACUGGCUUUCACUGCGAAUCAGAUAUUGAUUUCUGCAAAUUUGAGGAUCUACCAUGUCGUAAUGGAGGUACUUGUGUAGAUGGUCUCUUUGAUUACACAUGUACAUGUCCUUUAACACAUACUGGUGAUCAUUGUGAGACAGAAGCUGACAACACAGGCUAUGUACUGAGUGUUGUUUUCGUAUCAGUCGGCUUGGUUUUAUCUGGAAUAUUGACAGGAGUACUGAUAAAAAGUUCAGUUUCAUUUAUCAAAGGCCCAGGUAGCUCUAUUGAUACAUACAAUCCUCUUUAUAUGUGAUCACACGGAUUUAUCUGAAAUAUAAUAAUACAUUGUGACUGUACCUUAUAUCUAAUGUUUUAUUUAUUGUAUUCUAUUCAAAAUUAACGACUUGUAAUAAUAAGAAUUUCAUUCAUUUACACGGUAUUUGUUUUAGCAGUUUGUAAUACAU
Molecule: messenger RNA, 787 nt
Organism: Mytilus californianus (California mussel)
Lineage: Eukaryota; Metazoa; Mollusca; Bivalvia; Mytilida; Mytilidae
Product: fibropellin-3-like
Exons: 5
Biological process (GO): heterophilic cell-cell adhesion; establishment or maintenance of epithelial cell apical/basal polarity
Cellular component (GO): plasma membrane; protein-containing complex
Molecular function (GO): calcium ion binding
Source: RefSeq, a predicted model, not a curated record